Molecule: messenger RNA, 3283 nt
Organism: Cannabis sativa
Lineage: Eukaryota; Viridiplantae; Streptophyta; Magnoliopsida; Rosales; Cannabaceae
Product: HIPL1 protein
Exons: 7
Coding region: 770-2818 (682 amino acids)
Source: RefSeq, a predicted model, not a curated record
ACUAUUUUGUACCGUUUUUUACUGUUUUGUGUAACUAGCUAAGAAAAAUUCAAUAAUCUGCCUUAGCGGCCAACCCAACAGUGUUAAAAUGAGUUGAGAAAUACUUGCAUCCCAGACUUUACCUGAAUUAACUAAGAAGUAAUUUGGCAAUGCUUAAAAAAAUGUUGGUCAUAUUGAUUAUUAACUUUCAUUAUUAUGUUUCAUUUUUGGACUUUGGUUAUGGAUAGUUUAAAUCUCCAAAUGUUAAAUUUUGGUUGCCGAGGUUAUCAUUAUUUAUUUAUUAAUUUACUUUAUCAUAAUCCAGAUUUGCUAGAAAAGAAAAAGUGAGAAUUUCUGAAAGUGAACUCAUAAGUUGACCUCCUACAACUGAAUCCACUUGCCCUUGUUUAACACUUUUCAAUGUAAAGUUUUUACCUUAAAAUAUUGCAACUCGUUUCUUGCCCCUCCAUUCCAAUCCCACAUAGUCAAAUUUUAGAUUUCUAGGAAAGUCAACCAUGAUUGAUCCACAAAGAAUAUUUUGUACCCCUUUCUCUUCAUAUAAAAUAAUCAUAUGCAUAAUUGCUUUGCAGCCAAUUAUUUAUCUUUUUUUAAGCACGAAAAAGAAACAAAUGUCAACUUUUUCUUGUAAUAAAAGACACAAAACAACAAAAUUCCACCAAAAAAAUUCUUGGCAGAUAUUUGAUCAUUAAAAGAAAGAAAAACCAAUUAAGGCUGUUUCUUCAUUUUGUUUUUGGUUCAUUGUUGGUGUUAAUUUUGAGUUUUAUGAGAUAUGAGAAGUCUCUUAAUUGUUAUUUUCUCUAUGUUAUGUCACUUUCUGCUGAUUUUUGAUUACUCUUCUUCGUAUCCUCUUUGUACUAAUAAGAAGUCACCCUUCAUCACAAACACCACACUUAGUUUCUGUCAAUACAAAGGGAGUACUUGUUGCAAUUCCAGUGAUGAUAUGCAGAUAAGGAAUGAGUUUAAAGCCAUGAAAAUCUCUGAUUCUCGCUGUGCUUCACUUCUGAAAUCAGUACUUUGCGCGAAAUGUGAUCCAUUUUCAGCAGAGCUAUACAGAGUUGAAUCAGUACUAACUCGAAAAGUUCCUGUUCUAUGCAACUCAACAAGGCAAAACUCAACUGACUUUUGUUCAAAUGUUUGGAACAAAUGCCAAAAUUCAUCUUUAGUGAAUUCUCUCUUUGGAUCUCAAGUUGAAUCACCACUUAACUCUACUUCCAAAUUUUCUGAUAUGUGGAAAUCGAAAAGCACAUUCUGCAAUACAUUUGGAGGUUCUUCUGAGGCUGGAGGAGUGUGUUUUGAUGGUGAGCAUGUCUCACUAAACAACACUGAAGUUUCAAGUCCCCCAAGUGGUAUGUGCCUUGAGAAAAUUAACAAUGGAUCUUAUCUCAACAUGGUAGCUCAUCCCGAUGGAUCGAAUCGAAUAUUCUUGUCCGAUCAACCAGGCAAAAUCUGGUUGGCAACUGUCCCAGAAGAGGGAUCAGGAGAAGUAUUGGUAGUUGAUGAAUUAGAUCCUUUCCUUGACUUAACUGAUGAAGUGUUUUCUGAUACUGAGUUUGGGAUGAUGGGAUUAGCUUUUCAUCCAAAUUUUCGAGACAAUGGGCGUUUCUUCGCCUCAUUCAAUUGUGAUAAGGUGAAAUGGCCACAAUGUUCAGGAAGAUGUUCAUGUAACUCAGAUGUGGGAUGUGAUCCAGCUAAGUUGAGCUCUGAUAAUGGAGCAGAACCAUGCAGAUAUCACAGUGUCAUAGCAGAGUUUAGUGCUAAUGGUAGUGAUGCCAAACCACAAGAAGUUAGGAGAAUAUUCACUAUGGGACUUCCAUUUACUUCACAUCAUGGUGGUCAGAUUCUAUUUGGACCACAAGAUGGUUACUUAUACUUCAUGAUGGGAGAUGGUGGAGGUAUAGGUGACCCUUACAACUUCUCUCAGAACAAGAAAUCUUUGCUUGGAAAGAUUAUGAGGCUUGACAUAGAUAGAAUACCAAGUGCAUCUAAAAUUGCUGAAUUGGACCUAUGGGGAAAUUACUCUAUUCCUGAAGACAAUCCAUAUUCUGAUGACAAUGAGUUACAACCUGAAAUUUGGGCUUUGGGAUUUAGAAAUCCAUGGAGAUGUAGUUUUGAUCUAGAAAGGCCUUCUUACUUCAUUUGUGGUGAUGUUGGUCAGGAAGAAUUUGAAGAGGUUGAUAUAGUGAGCAAGGGAGGAAACUAUGGAUGGCGUGUUUAUGAGGGUCCAUUCCUAUACAAUCCACCAAAAUCUCCAGGUGGAAAUACAACUUCUAGUGCCAUUAAACCAAUUUUCCCUAUAAUGGGAUACAACCACUCUGAGAUCAACAAGGCUGAAGGAUCAGCUUCCAUAACAGGUGGUUACUUUUACCGUUCCAAGACCGAUCCAUGCAUGUAUGGAAGAUACCUUUAUGCAGAUUUAUAUGGUUCUGGUAUGUGGGCAGGAACAGAAAAUCCAAAAGAUAGUGGGAACUUUACAAGUACUAAAAUUCAAGUCAAUUGUGCUAUGGACUCUCCUAUUCCAUGUAGUGAUGAAUUUGGAAGCUCAGUCUCUGGACUUGGUUUCAUAUUCUCUUUUGGUGAAGAUAACAGGAAAGACAUCUUUAUAUUGUCAAGCAAUGGUUUGUAUAGGGUUGUAAGGCCUAGUAGAUGUAACUAUGUUUGUUCAACUGAGAAUUCUACUAGUCCUGUUAGCCCAAGAUCACCUCCUCAACCAUCUUCUUCGCCCUCUACCGGUACCCGGUUGAGAAAUUAUUCUAUGUUAGAGCUGUUGUUCUUCUCCUUUACCUCAUUUUUCUCUGUUUGUUUCUUCUUAGUUAUCUAAUGUGUCAUCUCCUUUUGAAACUUUUUUGCUUAAACUGUAUCAUAUUGGAAGGUCAUGGACACUAAUUAAACAUGUAUUAUUUAAUAGAGAGAAGAAUUAGAGAUUGAAUAUAUUAAAUUAUGAAGUUGCAGUCAUUUUAAUUGUGGGAAAACACAUGAUUAAGUUUAUAAAAAAGUUGGAAAGUUUUGAAUUUGAUAACCAAUGAAAAUUAUUUUUGAACUAAAAUAAGAAGUAAAUAAUUUAGUAAGUAUAAAUAUAUUAAUAUUAAUUUUGAACUAUAUUAAUUUAGUAUUAAUUUUGAGCUAUAAAUAAUUUAAUAUUUUUUUAAGUAAUUUUAUAUUUAAACUAUAUUUGACACAAAAAGUAAUUUUGUGAUAUUUUUAUAUCAACUUUUAUUAUUAUGCUCUAUUGCAUAAUUGUAAAUCUUGAUGAAAAAUUUAAUAUGCCAUUUAAUAUUUUUAAUAA